UUCUAGACAAAGUCGGACACACCAUUUGGCAUCUUUCGCGCUUCUUCAGAUUCGUGGAAGAUUCUCUCUCUCUCUCUCUCUCUAUAUAACCACUAUUCGUUCUCUUUUCCCUGAGCUCUCAAAUACCCAUUUCUCAGGAACAAUUGUUCGUAGAAACCGCUUCGGAAAUUGUCUUUUAACCAUUGCAUGAUGUCUGGAGAAAACUCGGUAGACAGCAAAUGUUCUCUCUCUGGACUUGCCCCUCUCGAAGCAGUACUAUUCGAUGUUGAUGGAACUCUCUGUGAUUCAGAUCCUCUCCACUAUUAUGCUUUCCGGGAAAUGCUUCAAGAGAUAGGCUUCAAUGGUGGUGUUCCAAUUACUGAGGACUUCUUUGUUCAGCAUAUUGCUGGAAAUCACAAUGAAGACAUUGCUUCUUUCCUCUUCCCAGAUGAUCACCCAAGGGGUGUAAAGUUCUUGGAGGAUAAGGAGGCCAUGUAUAGAAGAUUGGCCAAGGAGCAAGUGCAACCUAUAAAUGGUCUUUACAAAUUGAUGAAAUGGAUUGAAGAUCGUGGUUUGAAACGAGCUGCUGUUACUAAUGCUCCUAGACUAAAUGCUGAACUGAUGAUCUCACUUCUUGGCCUUUCUGAUUUCUUCGAGGCUGUUAUCCUUGGGAGUGACUGUGCGCGUGCCAAACCAUUCCCGGACCCAUACUUAAAGGCUCUUGAAGUACUUAACGUGUCCAAAGAUCACACUGUUGUCUUUGAGGAUUCUGUUUCAGGAAUAAAAGCCGGGGUGGCAGCUGGGUUGCCCGUUGUGGGCUUAACGACCAGAAACCCGGAUCACUUACUGAUGAAAGCGAAACCAACGUUUCUUAUAAAGGACUACGAAGAUCCAAAAUUGUGGGCAGCUUUGGAAGAGCUUGAUAGAAAGGCAGGUGCAGCAACAGGUUCUACUUGAAACAUUACUAAGGUUAUACAGACAAUUUUAUAGUAAAAACAGGGGACUAUCUGAAUAAUUAUGCCGUAGAGGAGCUGUUACAUCCUCUUAGUUGCAAGAUCACCUCCCCAGAUUCAUUUCCUAUAUCAUUGUAUCUCCAUUUUUAGCUGUUCUCCAGUUACUAGAAGGAAGAAUGACUGCUGAUUCACAGGCAUUUUAUCUGUAAUGUCCCUACUAAGGGCACAUUUACUUUGUAACAAAUACAUUUCUAUCAUCUGCUGGCCUACGAACCCACCUUAUUUGUGAUUUUCAGAUGAUUUCUUGUAUCAUUCUGAAGGUGAUAGGGGAUUGAGCCAAGUCUGUUGAAUUAUUUACUAAUAUAUAACUGCUGAUUCACAGGCA
Ilex paraguariensis (yerba mate) is the source of this 1317-nucleotide messenger RNA. The record is from the annotation of a GenBank genome assembly. Lineage: Eukaryota; Viridiplantae; Streptophyta; Magnoliopsida; Aquifoliales; Aquifoliaceae.